AUGACACGUGUCGAAGCAUCAUCGUUCAAUCCGUCCGAGGGAGACGAGGGAGACGACGACGAUGAUGGGAGAUUUGGGGGGGAUUGCGCGGAGAGCGGAGCGGAGGAAGGGAGAGCUGGCGAAGAGGGUUUGGGGACUGAGGGAGCGCGGGAAAGCAGGGGCAACAGCAGCCAUAAGGGCGCAGCGGACGACGAGAGGGGGCUUCGCGGCUUCCUGCGGCAGUGCCGCCCGCGGGCCUGGUGGGCAAGCAGCACGCGCUCCGACGAGAGCUGCGCGGAUGGCUGCGCGGAAGGCGCAGAGGACGCCGGGGGCGGAGAGGGGAAAGCGGCCGCGGCGGGGGCUUUUUGGAAGUGCAGCAUGACGGCGGAUAGCAUGGGGGGGGCAGCCUGGCGCGGUCGACGAGCGAGAUGGACAGAGAGGUGCUGCAAGGCAGAGGCGUUUGCGCGCGUGGUGGGGCUGCAGCAGCGCGUGCAACACUACCGCGACCUGGGCGGGUUCGUGGUGCUCAUGGCGCUCUUCAUCACCAUCCUCUACCUCCAAGCCGACUCCUCCCGCAGCUACAAAAUCACUGCCGCGCACUCCGCCCUCUUCCCCCCGUACGGUCCCCCUCUCCUCCCCGGCGUGCUCUUCCCCACCGUUUUUCUAACUCGCAUUCAUUCCAGCGCAUAG
Messenger RNA from Closterium sp. NIES-65, 669 nucleotides. Lineage: Eukaryota; Viridiplantae; Streptophyta; Zygnematophyceae; Desmidiales; Closteriaceae. The record is from the annotation of a GenBank genome assembly.